Molecule: messenger RNA, 1230 nt
Organism: Aspergillus aculeatinus CBS 121060
Lineage: Eukaryota; Fungi; Ascomycota; Eurotiomycetes; Eurotiales; Aspergillaceae
Exons: 2
Coding region: 1-1230 (409 amino acids)
Biological process (GO): DNA-templated transcription; regulation of transcription by RNA polymerase II
Cellular component (GO): chromatin
Molecular function (GO): zinc ion binding; RNA polymerase II cis-regulatory region sequence-specific DNA binding; DNA-binding transcription factor activity, RNA polymerase II-specific
Source: RefSeq, a predicted model, not a curated record
AUGUCUCCUGCUUUCUCCCAUUUCUACACCAAGCAACCUUCGAUACUACGCAGCCACGAGAAUGACACAGACGAUACCACCGAGAUCACUUCGCACCUGACCACCAUCCAAUCCUACCUCCUUCUUCAGAUCUGUGCCAUGAUGUAUCUCUGCGGCGAGAGCUCGACCCAGGGCCUCAAGAUGCACACGGCGAUGAUCUCCCUCGCCCGAUCCGCAGGCCUCAUGCAACCAACCCCGACCACCUCUUUAGCGUCAACCUCCGACCUCGACUCCCUCUGGCGCGCCUUCAUCCACGCCGAAUCGCACAAGCGAACCAUCUUCGCCGUCCACCAGAUCGACGCCCUGUACUACCAACUCCUCUCCAUCCCACGCUGCAUCUCCCACCUGGAAAUCAAGCACGACCUCCCCUGCCCCGAGAACCAGUGGUCCGCCUCGACGAGCGCGGAAUGGGCCCAUCUCCAACUCACCUCUCGCUCCACCACCACCGCCGAAACCCCCAUGCUGCAGUAUGCCGACGCAAUCCGACAUUUCCUCUCCCCAACCGCCGACGUCCAACCCAUCGCCCCCUUUGACCCCUACGGCGCCAUCAACAUCGCGCAGUUCCUCAUCUCCAGCGCCCGCGAGAUCUCCGGUUGGUCCACGAUGACGGGGAUGUUGAGCAUGGAGCGGUUCGGGGCGCUGCGCUCGUCCCUCGCGGCGCUGGGUCCGUACCUCCGUCCGGAGGAUGAUCUCGUUCCUACGGCAGAAAGCAUGCCCAGAGCGACCAGUGUCCGCACCAUCACCUGCGCCGCAACGUGGGAAACGGCCAUGCUCGAGCUCCAGAUGUGGUCUCCGUUGCACACGGGGGGCAUCGUCGGGGCGAGCAUCGACACGUGGCUGCAGCAGUCGACGCGGCUGGCGCCGACCUCGUGCGAGGUGCUGUGCGAGGUGGACACGGUGGUGCAGGCGGUGCAGCCGCACGUGGACUGGUUCCUGGGGUAUUUGGACCGGUGCGAGGCCCUGCGGGCGGAGGCGCCGUGGGUGCUGCUGUACGCGUACCAGGCGUUCUUGGUGGCGUGGCAACUAGUACGGUGGGGGGUGCCGGGGGCGAUGGGGGUGGUCGGGGUGGCAGAUGGUGACGGGGAGGGGGCGCUGCACUGGGCCAGGACGGUGUUUGGGCGGCGUGAGCGGUGGCAGAUAGGGCGGUUGAUCGGAAGAUGUCUGGACGAGCUGGGGAGGGGGUGUAGUUGA